CGAUGCGCGAUGCAGCAUAGAAGGUUUAUCGCAAAGGUGAGGAGAUGCGCUUGGUUUCAACAUACAUGAUCCAUGCAUUCAUUCAUUCCCGCAGGUCGUGUUCCUCUCCGCGCCUCUGCUCCAUCAUGCCUCUCCAGCGCAUGCGUCCCUGAAGCCGCCGCCUGCAUUCUUCUCCUUCCGGUUUGCAUCCAUCCUGAUGAGCAAGAGGGCCGCCAGAGGCCGCCUCAGCGCCGCGGGCAAAGACGCCGUUCAGCCGACCAGUCCUGUCGCAUCCAUCAGGAAACGCCAGAGGCGCAGCGUGAAGAAGGCGGAGGAGGUGCCUGGUGAGCCGCCUCCUGCGGAUUGCAGUGCUGUGGUUGAAGGUUUGGACGGAGGUUCGUCGCUGCCGAGGGCGAUUGAGGAGUCGGUGCUAGCUGCUGGGGAGGCGGAGCAUGUCAUAGGCGUUGAUGAAGCGGGGCGAGGGCCUUUGGGUACGUACGGCAGAUCUGCAGUGUGUGCACAUGUGUGGAUGCGGAUCAGAUCUCUUCUUCUUUGCUGGCGUUGUGUUGUGUUGUGCAGCUGGCCCAGUGGUCGCAGCCGCGUGCCACAUCCCACUUGGGGUUGACCUGCCUGCUAUCAGGGUGACCGGGGGAGGAACCAACACUCACUCAUCGUGUGUCAUUACAUCUGCGGUGUGUCCCCGUGUGCGCAGGAUAGCAAGGCCAUAAAGACUGAGGCGGAGAGGGAGGCCAUCUAUGAGAAGCUGACAGCUCAUCCAGACGUUGUCUGGGCCACACAUGCCGUCGACAACAACGAGAUCGACCGCAUCAACAUUCUGCAGGUGAAGCCGCCACACACACAGGGAGAGAGAGAAAGGCAGUCCCUCCACCCCUCCAUCUGGAUGCACGUAUGAGUGUCUGUGUGUACCCAGGCAACUUUCAAAGCCAUGACGCCGGCCGCCCAGAGUGUGAUAGAGCAGUUGGCCACGUCAGGGGUCAAGCCGUCCGUAGCGGUGUUGGUCGACGGCAACCAGCUGCCUCCCGUGCUCAAAGAUGACCCAAAUGUCGGCUGCCACGCUGUCGUGCGAGGUGAUCAGGCAACAACAACAACACACACACACACACAAGAGAGAGGGUGUGGACUCCGACCUGUGUAUGUGUGCGUGUGCAGGUGAUUCGAAGGAGUACGUCAUCGCGGCGGCGUCGAUCAUCGCCAAAGUGACCCGCGACAGGUACAUUACAUACUCUGGGGCGUUAUCUGUUGGCGGCUCGUCCACGUAUGUAUCUUUUCUGCUGUUUGGCCGAUCAGGGUUAUGAAUGCCUACGACGAAGAGCAUCCGGGGUACGGCUUUGCCCAGCACAAGGGCUACCCAACUAAGGGGCACAUUGAGGUCAGUCCAUUCAAAGCCGAAGCAGUCCACCUGCGCUCUGACACACCCGCUCUAUCUCUCCUCUCCGUCAGGCACUCAGCCGCCUCGGUGUGCUCCCCAUCCACCGCAAGUCCUUCGGCUCCGUGGCCGCGUUGUGCGAGGUAGCUGUGUCGGAGGAGGGAGGCAACGGCGUGCUGGUUUCCGAAGAGGGCGGCGAUGCAUCGCCCAGAUCGGCCAUGGCAAUGGGGCAGCCUGAGGCAAAGAGGAAGAAGAGGGGCAAAAGGGGGAAGGAGGAUGGUGGGACAUAGAGUGACGGUGCUGGGCACGGCUGGCAGGUGUGUGUACAGUAGUAUGGGGUGGCGUGAGGAGGAUGUCGCACGUCACGGUGUUACACACGUGGUGCGGCAAGUGUACAAAUGCCUGUCCAUGCGUUGUCGGCAUAAUCCUUUCUUGCAAU
Messenger RNA from Vitrella brassicaformis, 1805 nucleotides. Lineage: Eukaryota; Vitrellaceae. The record is from the annotation of a GenBank genome assembly.